UGUGUGUGUGUGAGAGAGAUAUAUAGAGAGAGAGAGAGAGAGAGAGGGCUCAGCACUCUGGUCGACGCAGCAUGGAAGCUGAAGCGGAGUGAGGUGGACAUCCGUUGCGAGGAACACAGAUUCCUGCUCGUACCUGGUGGCUGACCUGAACCCCGCAGAAAUACGCACCAGAGGAAGACUGACGAUCUGUUCGGGACAAAUACAUUCAAACACAAGGAAGAGGAAAACCAAAUCAGCCAGACAAGAUGAAUCCAAUGGCUCAGUUGUAUUAUAAGAAAGUGAGCUACUCUCCGUACCGAGACAGAAUCCCACUGCAGAUUGUUCGGGCUGAGUUGGAGCUCUCUGCUGAGGAGAGGGCCUACCUCACCGCUGUGGAGAAAGGGGACUAUGCAGGUGUGAAACAUGCUCUGCGUGAGGCGGAGGUAUACUACAAUAUAGAUGUGAACUGUCUGGACCCUCUGGGGCGGAGCGCGCUGCUCAUCGCUAUCGAGAACGAGAACCUGGAGGUGAUGGAGCUGCUUCUGGACCACGGGGUUGCCACGGGAGACGCCCUGCUCUACGCCAUACGGAAAGAGGUGGUGGGGGCCGUGGAGUUGCUGCUGUCUCAUAGGAGACCUAGUGGAGAGAAACAGGUCCCCUCUCUGAUGAUGGACAGUCAGUUCUCAGAGUUUACUCCAGACAUAACUCCAGUCAUCCUGGCAGCGCACACCAACAACUAUGAGAUCAUUAAACUACUGGUACAGAGGAAAGUGGCCAUCCCCAGACCUCACCAGAUACGAUGUGACUGUGUCCAGUGUGUUUCUAGUUCUGAGGUGGACAGCCUACGUCACUCCAGGUCUCGUCUGAACGUCUAUAAGGCGCUGGCCUCUCCCUCGCUCAUCUCUCUCUCCAGUGAAGACCCCAUCCUCACGGCCUUUAGACUGGGCUGGGAACUCAAAGAGCUCAGCAAGGUGGAGAAUGAGUUUCGUCAGGAGUAUGAGGAGCUGUCUCAGCAGUGUAAGCUGUUUGCUAAAGACCUGUUGGACCAGGCUAGGAGCAGCAGAGAACUGGAGACUAUACUGAACCACAGAGAUGACAGUGAAGAACUGGACUCCAGAGAGACCAGCCACGACCUGGCCAAACUCAAACUGGCCAUCAAGUACCAACACAAAGAGUUUGUAGCCCAGCCUAACUGCCAGCAGCUCCUAGCUACUCUGUGGUACGAUGGGUUCCCCGGCUGGAGGAGGAGACACUGGGCUGUCAAACUAGUGACCUGUUUCAUCAUAGGACUGCUCUUCCCUGUCUUCUCAAUGAUCUACCUCCUAGCCCCCAAGUCUUCCCUGGGUGUGUUUGUGAAGAAACCCUUCAUCAAGUUUAUCUGUCACACAGCCUCCUAUCUGAACUUCCUCUUCCUCCUCCUCCUCGCCUCCCAACACAUCGCCAGGACCAAGCUACACAUGCAGGGUCCUCCGCCUACUGUUGUGGAAUGGAUGAUACUACCGUGGGUACUGGGUUUUAUCUGGGCUGAGAUUAAGGAGAUGUGGGAUGGAGGUUUUACAGAGUAUAUACAUGACUGGUGGAACCUGAUGGAUUUUGCUAUGAACUCCCUCUACCUGGCUACUAUAUCACUGAAGAUAGUGGCUUACGUUAAGUACAACUCCUCCCGUCCUAGAGAAGAGUGGGAGAUGUGGCACCCUACCCUGAUAGCAGAAGCAUUGUUUGCUAUAGCUAAUAUCUUCAGUUCUCUACGACUCAUCUCCCUGUUCACAGCCAACUCCCACCUGGGACCUCUACAGAUCUCACUGGGAAGGAUGCUGCUGGACAUACUGAAGUUCCUCUUCAUCUACUGUCUGGUACUGCUGGCGUUCGCCAACGGUCUGAAUCAGCUGUACUUCUACUACGAGACCAACGCCUCAGAUGAACCCAACAACUGCAAGGGCAUUCGCUGUGAGAAACAGAAUAACGCUUUCUCAACGUUGUUUGAGACUCUCCAGUCUCUGUUCUGGUCCAUCUUUGGCCUGUUAAACCUGUACGUGACUAACGUUAAAGCUCGUCAUGAGUUCACUGAGUUUGUGGGAGCCACCAUGUUCGGAACCUACAACGUCAUCUCUCUGGUGGUUCUGCUCAACAUGUUGAUCGCCAUGAUGAACAACUCCUACCAACUCAUCGCUGACCAUGCAGAUAUAGAGUGGAAGUUUGCCCGGACCAAGUUAUGGAUGAGUUAUUUUGACGAGGGGGGUACUCUGCCCCCUCCCUUCAACAUCGUUCCCAGUCCUAAGUCAGUGUGGUACCUCUGUCUGUGGGUUCACCAUCGACUCUGUAGGAGAGGAGCGCCCCCUGCUGACGACACAGACAAACACCACGACCUACAAGAGUUCACGGAGCGUCAUGCAGACAGCCUGAUACAGAAUCAACAUUAUCAGGAAGUGAUCCGUAGCCUGGUGAAGAGGUACGUGGCGGCCAUGAUACGCAGCGCCAAGACGGACGAGGGAUUGACCGAGGAGAACUUUAAGGAGUUAAAGCAGGACAUCUCCAGUUUCCGUUAUGAGGUGUUAGAUCUCCUUGGUAACCGCCGGCCCCCCAGAUGCCACUUCUCUUCCAGCAGUGAAACCACACUUAGAAAUGAGGGAGGAAUCAGCGACGAAGGAGGGCCUGACCCUGACCUUGACCCCUCCCUAGCGUCGCAGGAGGGGAGUGGAGCCAAGAGGUCAAAGGGCGUGACAUUUCUGACCCCGACAGGAAGCAUGGAGAAGAAGAAGAAGCCUAAAUAUGGCGUCUCCGCUCUGGUCCGGAGUAUUUCAGGAAUGGAAGUGGUAUCCAUGAAGAGGGAGGAAGAGGAGCAGGAAGGAUGGGGGGAGGAGGAAGGGAAGGAGGGAUGGGAGGAGGAAGAAGAUGAGGAAGAGGGUAAACCAAAGAGCAACGGGGUGAGGAGAGAAGCCAUUCCGUCCUCUUCUUUUAUCUUCCCUUCUUCCUCCACCUCCGUCUCCUUAUCCUUUGCUCGCACUCGAAGUCGUCUCCAGCAGUUGUCGUCGGCGACGUCCAAUAAGACAACAGACUCCUUUAAGCGCCUCGGCUUACUGUUCUCACGCAAAGCCCCGCCCCUUCCCCUCUCCCUCGGCCAAUCUCCUCCUUCCUACACCAUCUCUGACGGCUUGCUCCGCCCCCUGAGAGGUCGCGGGUCAUAUGACCUUGGUUCGGUGGGUCAUGUGACCCACAGCGAGAUGCACCUGAACCAGGUCGGACAUACUAACCCGGUCGGAGCCCCUCCUGCUUCCUCUGGACGAGCCAAUGGCAGGGACUCUCUGCUAACCUUGCCCCUCCCACCUCCCUGUCCCUGCCAAUCCCUACACUGUGCUUCCAAUAUGGCCGACUCGAGCUCCCACCUCCUGGACUCCAGCGAGAGCGUCUUCGAGGGAGGAGGAGGAGGAGGAGGGGGGGGCCGGGUUUUGGGAGAGGGGUGGGUGGGGCCUUGUGAUGUCAUAGAGAACUCCGGUGGCAUCGAAGACUCUGUCACUACACAACUGUAG
Oncorhynchus mykiss (rainbow trout) is the source of this 3506-nucleotide messenger RNA. Its product is annotated as short transient receptor potential channel 5. NCBI's taxonomy places the organism in Eukaryota, Metazoa, Chordata, Actinopteri, Salmoniformes, Salmonidae. Gene Ontology annotation, biological process: regulation of cytosolic calcium ion concentration; calcium ion transmembrane transport. Gene Ontology annotation, molecular function: protein binding; store-operated calcium channel activity; inositol 1,4,5 trisphosphate binding. The record is from RefSeq and is a predicted model, not a curated record. Gene Ontology annotation, cellular component: plasma membrane; cation channel complex.